AUAGGAUAACAAGUCUUGCAAAGGAAGGUUUAUGAACCAGGGCUUGUUUUAAAUGUUACUUAUUUGCCUGGAUAAGCCUUAGUGAUUUAACUGGAUAAAAUAAGUUUUCUUGGCCUAAUCUUUGUUUGUUUGUGUGUGUGUGUGUGUGUGUGUGUGUGUUAGAGGAUGAGUGUGUACCUGCUGGUCCUAUGUCUGGCUUUGCUGCAGCAGGAGGGAAUAGCCAGGCCAGACCCUCCAGGCUGCACUAGCCCUGAGGCGGUGAGGGUGGCGGAAGAAGCCCUGGAGCAGAUUAACCAGGACCGCACAGACGGAUACAUCCUGAGCCUCAACAGACUAUAUGACCUCUCUCGCACUCUUGAAAUGGAGAAAGGUGGUUCCCUGUACAAACUGACCAUUGAUGUCAUGGAAACCAAAUGCCACAUCAUCAGCGGGAAACCAUGGAAACAAUGCGAAGUCAGAGAUAUUGGUGAUCUACCAGCAUAUGGAGAGUGUGAGAUAUCUGUCUACGCUGACUCUCAAGUCAAACUGCAAAGCUACUCCUGUGCACUUCGUGAAGUUCCCGCCACUGCAGUGGUGGCUGUGUGUCCGGACUGCCCCACAGCCGAAAACCUGAACGAGCCCAUCGUCAAAGAGACAGCCAAUCUGUCCCUGCAGAGGUUCAAUGAGGAGAGCAGCCUCGCCAACUACUUUACUCUGGAGAACAUUAACAGAGCCAGUUCACAGUGGGUUGUUGGUCCAUCCUACUUUGUGGAAUUCACCAUUGUGGAGACAGUGUGUUCAAAGAAAACAGAAGAAAGUGAACUAAGUAACUGCCAACCAAUGGACUGUCAGUUUGCACAUAGAGGCUUCUGUUUGGGCACACACAUGGCCCACGACGACCAAUUUGAAAUGAGACUCCCUGUCGGAAAGAAGGCCAGCUCAUUUCAGACCCGAAAGCCUGUAGAGGUGAAGUGUGAGAUCUACGAACCUCAGGCUGCAGCUGUGGAGGAGCAGGUCCAUGCAAAAGCAGACAGUGGACACACUGAGCAUCAGCCCCACAACCACACACACCUGCACCCCCAUGAGCACAUGCACUCAGUCACACCCAGCCCAGACGUCGUCGUCUCCAAGCCUCGGGGCUCCCUCGGGACUGUGACGGAACAGCCUGCCCCUGUCCGGUCCGCCCCAGCAGCCAGCUCCUGUCCCAGCCCACACAGACACAACCUGGGUAUAGACGGACUCAAGAUCUGAAUGGCUGGACCAGGACAGUCUUUGAUCAGUUACUUAAGAUAAUGUCUUUUCCUGCACAAAGUUAUUAGUUAAUAAUUUAUAACCCAGGAGUAAAAAAAAGUAAAAUAUGCACACACAUAAUAAUCCUUGCAAAUAAUCAGAUUAUAUCAUUUUUUUGCUUCAACUUUACAUAGAAAGAGGUUGAAUCAUUUUCUCACAUCACAUGGCAAUUAUUGAGCACCGAUUAGUUGCUCUGUCAAUAUUUGUUUGGCAUUAGAGUAGAGAGAAGUGUUGUAGGUGCGACUGAAUCAAUUUUGUCUGAAGGUCCCAAAGUGUUGGACUACAUUUGUUGAUGUAUUUCUCUGCAAUACAAACCAGUUUGAGUAACUUCAGCAUCACCGAUUUAAAAUUGUAAUCUUUACAUUGCAUGAUUUUUUUUUAAAUUAUAAUUUACUAAUUUGAUAAAUUUAGCACUUGAUAACGUGGUAAUAAUAAUUACUGCUAAAUAACUAUUGCAGUAAAAAUCAAGC
Messenger RNA from Plectropomus leopardus (leopard coralgrouper), 1739 nucleotides. Its product is annotated as fetuin-B. Gene Ontology annotation, biological process: negative regulation of endopeptidase activity. The record is from RefSeq and is a predicted model, not a curated record. Gene Ontology annotation, cellular component: extracellular region. Gene Ontology annotation, molecular function: cysteine-type endopeptidase inhibitor activity. NCBI's taxonomy places the organism in Eukaryota, Metazoa, Chordata, Actinopteri, Perciformes, Serranidae.